UGUGUUGAGGAAAAGGACUUGGGCGUUGUGAACAAGGCGUUAAGUGCUACAGAGGACACUCUCUCCGGACCUUUAUUAACCCAGCGUGCCGGUGUGUUUCCCCCCCGUCUCUGCUCCCUGUCUUUGAGAAACUUGGGUGAUAAACCCCCCCAGCACGAAGAUGCCCUCACUUCUGGGCCCCUUUGUCCGCUGCGGGUUCAGCGCCGCGCUCCUUGUGCUCGGGCUCGUCUUCGCUGGCUUCACCUGCACUGGUUCCGAGCACGCCACAGCAACACUUCCUGCCGCCUUCACGGACCUGUUACCUCACUUCCUGGUGGAGCCGGAGGACGAGUUUAUCGUGAAGAACAAGCCGGUGACGCUGACCUGCCGCUCCACCCCGGCCACGCAGAUCUACUUCAAGUGCAACGGCGAGUGGGUUCACCAGGACGACCACUUGAUUGAGCGGACCAUUGACCCGGCCACAGCGCUGCCAAUCAUGCAGGUGACAAUUGACAUUACCAGACAGCAGGUGGAGAAGAUCUUUGGUCUGGAUGAGUACUGGUGCCAGUGUGUCGCCUGGAGCACCACCGGAACCCAGAAGAGCCAAAAAGCAUACAUCAGGAUUGCUUACCUGAGAAAGAACUUUGAGGAGGAGCCGCAGGGUAAAGAGGUAGCAUUGGACCAGGAGGUGUUACUGCGCUGCCAUCCCCCUGAGGGAGUGCCACAAGCCGAGGUGGAGUGGCAAAGAAACGAGGAUGUGAUCAACCCAGCGAGUGACCCCAAUUUUUUCAUCACCACUGACUACAAUCUUGUCAUCCAAAAAGCCCGGCUGGCGGACACGGGCAACUACACGUGUGUGGCCAAAAACAUCGUUGCUCGCCGCAAAAGCACCUCUGCCACGGUCCUAGUCUAUGUGGACGGAGGCUGGAGCGAGUGGAGCAAGUGGUCGGCUUGCGGUGCCGACUGUUCGAUGUGGAGGACCAGGGAGUGCACCCAGCCCUCACCUGGCACCGGGGGCAAAGACUGCCAGGGGCUCGACCUCCAGUCUCUCAACUGUACCAGCGAGCAGUGCCCACAGACCGUGAGCGGGGCCGAGGACGUGGCGCUCUACGUGGGCAUGGUGGCGGUGGCACUGUGUCUGACACUGCUGCUCAUCGUGGUGGUCCUGGUCUACCGGCGCAAGAAGGAGGACCUAGAUGCUGACGUGGCAGACUCCUCCAUCCUCACCACUGGCUUCCAGCCCAUGGGCAUCAAGCCCAGUAAGCCAGAGAAUUCCCAUUUGCUCACCAUCCAGCCUGAUCUAACCACCACCACCACCAGUUACCAGGGUACCCUACGCUCUCGCCACGACACCACUGGGAAGUUUUCAAUGACCAACGGGCCUCUGCUGGACCCGCUUCCGAACGGCUCGCACACUCUGCACAACGGCAAACUUAACUCAGACCAGGCUGAGUUUGUGAGCAGGCUGUCCACUCAGAGCUACUUUAAAACUCUGCCCCGCGAUGUAGCUAACUCCUCCUAUGGCACCUUCAACUUCCUGGGAGGCAGGCUGACUAUCCCCAGCACAGGAAUCAGUCUGCUCAUUCCUCCCGAGGCCAUCCCCAGAGGAAAGAUCUAUGAGAUUUAUCUCACUGUUCAGAGGAAGGAAGAUUUAAGGUUACCCCUGGCCGGAUGCCAGACCCUGCUCAGCCCUGUUGUGAGUUGUGGCCCUCCAGGGGUGGUCCUGAGCCGGCCAGUUAUCCUCAGCAUGGACCACUGCUCUGACGCAUGCCUCGAUAACUGGGCCGUCCGCCUCAAGAAGCAGAACUAUGAGGGCACUUGGGAGGACGUCCUGCUGAUGGGGGAGGAGCUGGUGUCUGAGCCCUAUUACUGCCAGCUCGAGGCUGAGACGUGCCGGCUUUUCUCGGAGCAGCUGGGCACCCUCGCCCUGGUGGGAGAGUCCCUGCACAUGGGCGCUGCCAAGCGCCUGAGGCUGGUGCUCUUCUCCGACGCGUACUGCUCCACGCUGGAGUACAACAUCAGGGUCUACUGCAUGGAUGACACACAAGACGUUUUCAAGGAGGUGAUGCAGAUGGAGCGGCAGCUCGGGGGUCGGCUGAUUGACGAGCCUCACGUCCUGCUUUUCAAAGACAGCUACCACAACCUGCGCCUGUCCAUCCAUGACAUGCCCCAGGCGCACUGGAGGAGCAAGCUGCUAGCUGGCUACCAGGAGAUCCCAUUCUACCACAUCUGGAACGGUUCCCAGCGGUACCUGCACUGCACGUUCACUCUGGAGCGGCUCAGCCUCAGCACCUGCGAGCUCACCUGCCAGCUGUGCGUGUGGCAGGUGGAGGGAGAGGGGCAGAGCUUUAGCCUUGACUUUAAUAUUGCCAAGGACACCCGAGCUGUGGACUCUGAGUUUCUGCUAAUGGACAGUAACGCUACAGCUCUGGCAGGGCCCAGCGCCUUUCAGAUCCCGUACCUCAUCAGGCAGAAGAUCUGCAGCAGCCUGGACGCCCCCUGUCCCAACGGAGCCGACUGGAGAAUGCUAGCACAAAGACUUAAACUAGAGAGACACAUGAGUUUCUUUGCAUCCAAAGCAAGCCCAACCUCUAUGAUCCUGGACCUGUGGGAGGCCCAACAUUUCCACAGCGGCAACAUCAACCAGCUGGCCACGGUCAUGGCUGACAUUGGCAAACAAGAAGCCAUGAUAUUUCUGGUCUCUGAUGGCGAGUGCUAACCCAGAAAACGGGGAGAGACUGGUGCAGAGGAAAAGUACAGAACACAACAACACACACACACAAAAACAACACACUUACAGCAGCAGGAAUCGAAGAGCAGAGCUGUCCCCAUGUCCCUCUUCUUCACUUAAUAAGAUGUAAGGGUUUAUGUAGGAUUGAAUCCCUAUAUCCCACCGAAGAGAGUAAAGCUCUUUAAAUGACAGACCAAAUGAGAGUUUGGGUGUGUGGGGAAAUGUAUUCAUGAACUCAGUAAAGAAAAAUACCCUUUAUUUUCCAUCAAAGUUUGAAGUUAAAUUAGUCCACAUCCCCGUUUUACUUUAAAGAUAACAUUAAAUUAACUUCAUGCCUUUUAUAUUAAUAGGCCAUUUAUGGCUUGUAAGGAGCAAUAUGCAAACGUAAUGAUAUUACUGAUGGCCAAUAUUGAAAAUUCAAUGAAUAAUUUUUGAACUUGGAUUAAAUAUUAAAUAUAUAAGGAUGCGACAAAAGGUGCCAGUCAUUUCAGGUUAAAGAGAACAGGCGACAUAUGCAAUUGGCAGGUUCGUUAUAUGACAUUAUCUCAGACACUGAACACGUUCUCAUCAGGGUCUGUGGACGUCCCCUAAACCCAGUGAGACUAUAAAGGUCCAUGUCUUUUCUGUUUCAUUGUCCAUUUCUUAAAACACACACAGACAGCUUGUAGCAGAUCCUGGACUUGCAGGUUUUAAAUAGAUUGUAUGUCAGAGGCCCAAAAACCUGUCUGAUCCUGUUUGUUUUUUAGUCCAGCCGGUAUCACUACUGUGAAUGUAACAUCUUGACAUCUUGAUUCAGCGAGACGCUUCACAGCUUCUAAAUCAAUAUAUGUGGGGUUUGGCUUCUUUGAACUUUUUUGAGGCAGGAGUGAGUAAUAUCUUCACUAAAGUCAUAUCUCAGAAGCCAUUUUUAUUCAAAGCCCGUGAUUUUGAUCCGUCCAGUUUAUUUCUCGUCUUGUAUUACCCUAAUCGUUCAUUGUGGCGUUUUUCCUGUUUCAAAUUCCUCCCCUAAUGAAGGGCCGAAAGGCAUUCGAGCUGCAUAUAUGUGAACACUGAAUGUCGCCGAAAUUCAUUUUCUGAAAUGACAUUUCCCCCCUGAUUACAUUAAUGCUGUAGCUGAGAAGUUGUCAAACAUAAAGCAAGGCCGAAAGGGUUAUUAUCCUAUAUGAUUAAUGCAGAACACUUUCCCCACAUAAAAUCUGACAACAAAUUCUUCAAAUCCUCACCAGAUUACCAACAAUGAAAGGGUAGUUGUGGGGCUUUGUUUUUAUCAUCUAUACAGCAAUGUUGGUGGGAAUUCUAUAUUUGCUGUGUGGCAAACAGUAAUUUCCACAUCAAAGAAAAACGCCUGUCUCUCAGAGAAAGUUAAGUCUUUCAUGCAUAAUGUCACGCCUCUGCUCACAAAAGAUGCUUUGAAAGGUUUUUUUUCCUUUUUGUUAUUUCUAGCCAGGAUGGCAAAAAUUAUCCAGCAGAUUUAUGCAACAAACCAUAAACUGCAACUAAGCAUUUGAUUAUUAUAUUUUUGCUAAUUUGCAUUAAAGGGAAAAUUUGCCACCUUUUAUGUGGAUGUCCAAUAAGUGCUGAUGGUAAAUGUAGUCCUCUGAAGAAAAUAUAUUACCAAGCGUAUUCUAAAUUGACCGGUUGUGCCUAAAUGUCCCAGGAUGAAUUAACUCACAAAAUGUCAAUGGAGGACAUAUACUUACACCUUAACAUAAAAAUACAACCGUACACAUACCUUACACCGAACUAAGACUAAGGCUAAAUUGACUUGCUAACAGACUUAAUUCAAACUGGACAGAAAUCUAAUCAAAUUCACCAAAUCCAUAAGUCAGUUUUUAAGUCGUUAGUUUUUCCCAUCUUCCAACAAUCAGUUUCUCUGGUUUGGUAGAAAUAAAUCCCUAAUUCACAAAGUAAGAUGUGAAAAUAUGCUGACUCUACACGCAGUUUUCACCCUGCUGCACCGCUUCAGCAACUCGUCGUCAUUCAGAGAGCUUUGAAUUAGCAAAGAGUGACAACCAAGACCAGCAGGGCAAUUUUUUGUCUUUUCCAGUUUUUAUCUUCCCUCUAUGAACCCGAAGAGGGUUUCCAGCACACCUCUGUCUGAGUGAGGAGGAAAACUAACAUGCAUAGUAACGCACACGUGUCUAGCUCUCUGGGGGUUGUCGUCAGCGACGGCAUUCAACAAAAACUGCCCAAUACUGACAUUCAUUACUGCAGAUUCUGGAGGGUCCCCGCUGGCCAUAUCCUCUCCUCUGCAGUCAGCAAAAACACUGUAAAACCUACACGGUAAAAAAAUCAUUUAUAUUUUGGGAUGCCAUUUUCGCUGUUGGAAACGUAGGAGAACAAGGAUGUUUUUGAGCGGCAUAAUGCCCCACAGCUACCAAAGCUGAAGUAGCACUCCGUAGUUCUUUCUUGCCUCUAACGACGUCACUGCCACAUCACUUAAUGCAGAGAACAGAUUUUGCGGCUGCGACUCAGAGACACAUUUGACCUUCAAGUGUUUUUCACACUAUAUCCCUGACUCGGAUACAUAAAGAUAAGUUUGAAAAUCGGCAAAUUUUCCCUUUAAUUUACACAGUUGUUUUUUUUUAUUUUUAUUAAUGGCUUUGUAAGGUCUGGCAACAAAAAUAAUACACAGAUUAUUAUUAGAAGUCCAAUGUUCAGUAAUUGUACAUUGAAAAAGGUGUGAGCAAUCCCAAACUAGCCAUAGUUCUCUCUGUGUCUGCCUCAGGGUUGCAUGUGAAGAUGUCUGUUAAAGUUGUAAAGAGGGCCCUUCUCAUUAAAUCCCUCCCUAUUCAAAAAGCUAGCACCGCCCAUCCUACCAGCUCCUGCGGCUUCAACCUUUAACACUAACUGGAGCCUCUUUUAUGAUUGUCAGAUAUUUGGAAUGUACAUUUAUGUUUCCUUGUAGUGGGGGAAAAAUGUCUCUCUCAUUUCCUUUUUUUAAGUCUUGGAAGUUGUUUUUGUGUGGCAUUUCAGCACCUGUCAGCUCUCUUUCAUCCCUAAACACGCCUCCUCUUGACCAACAAGUUUUUACAAGCCCCCGUACCAUUUGAUUCAGAGAUGCCAUGAGACAAAAUUCCACCUUUUUUAAUUAACUUUAAAAAAAACCUGGGAUCAAGCCCCUUUAGGACAAAAUGGCGAUAUCACCCUAACUCAAUCUUUUCAUGUUGAAAUGGAUCCUCGUCACAUGUAAAUACUUUUUCUAUACCAGCCGUGUGCUGUCACUUUGCAUACUGUAUAUGAGCAGAAUUGGUAACCAAAGUUUUAUGAAUAUCAUUUGAGGCCACUACAUACUCGUAUUGUAUCCAUUGAAUAUUGUUUCAGCAUUGUUUUUACUUGCAGCUUAGUAUAGAAUAAGUCAGAGUUGCUGUCUCUUCUAAACUGCGGACUUAAAGUCCAAAUCAUUUCUUUAUCUCAUUUCCUCAUUUUUGUCUUUGAGACAAGUUAACGCUGCUUGGUCAAGCAGUGAUAUGUGUUGGUUUAUCACUUUGUAAAGAAAUGUAAAUUAUAUUUUAAUAUGAAGCCAAAAAAAGACACAUAACUGGCGCAGCAAUUGUCAAGUCUAAACCGUGACGUGUUUGCCUAUAUACUGUUCUUUGGCGAUCUAGCAGUGAAGACUUUUUGCAGUGUUAAGGGUUUAGAGACUGUUUUGCAGGAAGUUUCUAUACAUAUUUUGUUCAUCCUUACUCUGCAUAUGUCUACCUGAUUAUUUCUCUAAGUGUAAGCAGCAUUUAAAUACAAAGUGGAAAUAGUCACUAAUGCUUAAAGUGAAUCACUGCACUGGGACUGUGUGGAGGCUGAUUGGGGAAAGAGGACAUCAGUUGUUGGACACUGACAAGCCAGUGUUGACGCAGCACGUUUAGAUGAGCCAUGGCAGUUGUACAGUCAGACUGUGUGUGUGUGAAAUGUUAUCAGCCCCGUCAUUGUCUUGGAUGUGUUGUCGAAGCACUUUUCAGUAAUGUAAUUCACCAGCCGCCAUGAUGUUCAGCAUCUAUCUUCACAUCUAACUUGUCCAACAAAAUCUAACAAAUCUGCAAUUACUGUGUCUGUGAUGAAUACAGUUCCUUCAUGAUGAAGUCUGGGCCUGGUAGUUGUGUAAGACUUGUGUCAGUAAAACACGCGCUUUGUUCAAGGGUUUAUAGGUUUAUCCCAAAGUUAUGGGGGAAAUUGUUUCAUCUCACAACUGUACUUUCUGUGUCACUCAUUACUAUUCAGUGUCAAGGACGUAUGCGUGUUUGUGACUGUUGGUGUGUGUGCGCGUGUGACUGAGUGUGGGUGUGUGCAUACCUCCCUGUCACAAGAACAAUAGACUUCUGUACUUGUGAAUGGUUUUUCUAUUUAGUUCCUUGAUUCAAUGUUUCUUGCCUUUCUGCAAGUCAAAAAUGCUGUAUUUAUUACAUGCCACAGCGCUUAUGCAAUUGUAUAAUCCUUUUAUUGUUUUAUUGUUGUUUUUUUUUACCUUUUUUGUGUUCCUUAUCGUCAAUGUAAAUUGUUGUCAAAACUUUUGUGGCAAUGGAAAACUUCUUGCUUAAGGAGAUUUUCUGUACUUUUUGGACAAUGAUAUGGAUUUGUGGGUAGAAUUUUGGAAAUUCGUUUCUAAGUGCUUUCAAGUAUUUAC
This is a messenger RNA of Anoplopoma fimbria (sablefish), 7328 nucleotides long. RefSeq names its product unc-5 netrin receptor A (gene unc5a). The record is from RefSeq and is a predicted model, not a curated record. Gene Ontology annotation, biological process: netrin-activated signaling pathway; anterior/posterior axon guidance. The transcript has 15 exons. Gene Ontology annotation, cellular component: membrane. NCBI's taxonomy places the organism in Eukaryota, Metazoa, Chordata, Actinopteri, Perciformes, Anoplopomatidae. Bases 161 to 2698 code for a protein of 845 amino acids. Gene Ontology annotation, molecular function: netrin receptor activity; protein binding.